CUUACUAGCUAUGUUUUUAUACAUAUAUUUUUUAGUUGCCAUGGUAAAUACUGUGUUGCUAUUAAACAUAAGUUUUCAUUUUUUAAUAAUAAUCAAGUGUUCAAUAUAUGUUUUAAAAUGUCAUUACAAAUGUACUCAAUUUUAUACAUAAAUUUAGUAUGUGAAAUGAUUUAUGUUGUGGCUGAGCGAUUAAAAUCCCAAAGAGUCCCCCUAGAUAAAUCUAAAUUAGUUUUAAAUGAUAUAAUAGCUGCAUCAUUCAGUUGUCCCUCUUUAUUCACUGUGUUACCAAUAUUCAGCAGGGAGAUCAUUAAUGGUAAAAUAUGUACUGCUGCACAUUCUUCCAUCAUGAGAUUGAAUGAGCCCAGCAUGGAAAAAUUAAUAGGAUUGAUAGAAACUUCAGUAAAAAUGCAAAUGUUCUCGGCUAACGGACCGAGGCAAGUAUUGUUAUUGACGUUAAACCAUUUGGAUUCAGUUCGUGAAAUGACAUGUAUAAAACAAUUGAAACAGACUAUUGAUCUUGUUCAGCAUAACUUUUCCCAAAUUUAUGGAAAAAUGACAAAUGGAGAAAUUAUAAGAAUACGCUAUACUAUACUUAAUUACCUUCAAGACGUACACAUUAAAGUGACUACGUUCAUUAAAGAAGGACUUCAAAGAUACAAUGGAUCGUUUGUAGCUAUUGGAAAAUGGACUAUUCCACAUGACUGUGAAGCACCAGGUGUAAUACGAAUUUUCAACAAAAAUGGUACACUCAAUGAUAUAAGUACGUUUCAUCCAAUAUCUUUCUAUAAAGUAGAAACAGAAACUGGAUCAUUGGAGCUUAAUAGUCCACGCAAGACAAAUCUUGGUCUUUCGUUGUUUAAAAUAAAUUCAAAUGACGAUGAGCAAUCCGAAAGGUCAGAUCCGUUAUUUUUCUGUCAAACUAUACGCAACGGAUACAAACAAGAAAUGGAUCUUUUUGUCACUCAAUUAUUAGGAAAUGAAAUAUCCAAAAACAAUAAUGACGGUUUGGAUCUUGAAUUGCCCGAUCCUUUAUUAUCCACAACUCGAAAGAAAGCAAAAGAUGUCAAGAUAGAAGAAAAUAAUACUAUACAAUUAACUGUUAAUGCUCCCACUUUAAAAAAUAUAAGAAUCCAAAUGAAUGACACUGCUUCAAGAGAAACUGAAGACGUAAUGAACAUGUUGCAAUUAUUAGAAAUGGAAUAAUUACAUUAUUUAAUUGUUUUACUGUUAGUCGUAGAGAUUGUUACGCUCCAAAUCUCUGAAUUCCAAUAUGUAUGUUUUUAAACGUAGCUUGAGUAUUUCACGACAAAUUUCUUGAUUAUGGUCUGGAUUUGUAAUGCCCAUACAGUACAGUUGAUUUUCAUUUAUUCUUAUAAGUGCUCGACCAAUGAUCUCAUGCUAAAAAAUAAUAAAUGUUAAAAAUAUAUUAUUUUAUUAAAUG
Molecule: messenger RNA, 1441 nt
Organism: Adelges cooleyi (spruce gall adelgid)
Lineage: Eukaryota; Metazoa; Arthropoda; Insecta; Hemiptera; Adelgidae
Gene: OSCP1
Product: protein OSCP1
Exons: 6
Coding region: 118-1203 (361 amino acids)
Biological process (GO): transport
Cellular component (GO): cytoplasm; plasma membrane
Source: RefSeq, a predicted model, not a curated record